Messenger RNA from Exaiptasia diaphana, 2947 nucleotides. RefSeq lists its product as uncharacterized. Bases 727 to 2571 code for a protein of 614 amino acids. The transcript is spliced from 3 exons. Lineage: Eukaryota; Metazoa; Cnidaria; Anthozoa; Actiniaria; Aiptasiidae. Gene Ontology annotation, cellular component: Golgi apparatus. The record is from RefSeq and is a predicted model, not a curated record. Gene Ontology annotation, biological process: protein O-linked glycosylation via mannose.
UAUAAUUGUUCAUAAUGCAUUCAUUACCUGUAACAAAAGAAUCUUGUAACCGAGCUUAUCGUAUAAAUAGAUCUGAGAAUCAUUGUAACAUUAGAGAUUUAGAGACCACUCUCCUAGCAUCGAGCUUGACUCAUGCUGGUCAAGAGACCACCUAGUGCUAAGCCACGUUAUACAAGAUUAAACCAAGGUUUAAAGCAGAAUUUACUCCGUGCUCUGUGUCCAAGUCUCRUGCCGUCUCGUAGGGUAAAGUUAAGAUUACGGGCCCUGCAAUUCGAGUCGCUACUACCGAAGCUAGUCCACCCCGACGCUCAGAGCACACGAACCGACAAAAAUAUUUACCGUAACACAUGCAUGCGAUGUUGAUUUYUGCAGAUCUCACAUUGWUUUCCAUCAUGGCGGGGAAUACAACGUUCACUGUUUAUCUUCGAGUUCUCAAAAAAGAGAAUAAAAGCSGAAACAAAUUGACACUAUAUUUAUGCCUAAUUUGACAGUUCAUUGAUUUUUACCCAGAAACCUGUUCGGGYGGGUCGCGUGCUACGAGCGAGAAACGCCUGGGAAAUAAGUUGGAAGGUUCCACUAAAUAUAACAUAUCUUUUGUUAACAUAAUGAAACUUAACUAUUUAACUAGUUAACUUCUAUUUAAUUACUAACUGAUAUUCCAUACUUCGACGACAAGUCAGCACAUGUACAAAAGAAAAAGGUUAAAAGUCAUAAUAAAACACAAAUAUGCGUCCCAAAUCCACUUUUGUGAUUUUGGUAGUUGCUGUUGGAACCAACCUUAUUGUCUUUAGCUUCAUUGGCAAAACUUGUAAAAAUGAGUACCAAAGGCMAAUCCCUUGUAAUGUAGUCCCUUAUAUUGAAACAAAGAGAGAGCUUGCCAAUCAAUUAGCUGAUAUUUACCUCAAACUUAAGAAUGCCAUGGACUAUAACAAACCGCCUACCCCUAAGACGCUUGUCAAACUCAAUAGCAUUAUUGCAGAACUUAAUCCAGCACAUAAACUCAGCUUUGAAGAACCCACAGAACCAAGAAAUUCAUCUGUCAUGCUGGAUGUUUGCCCUGAGAAGUAUAUGGGUGAAUUAUAUGACCACCCUUUCUUUCACAAGGGAUGGCAACUGCAAGAUUGCAAAAAUGUCAAACCAUUGAACCAGGUUGUGAGCAUUAUUCUUAAUACAAUGGAAUAUCCUAAGCCAAUGGAAAAGCAAGUAGACACUGUAUUAAAUGGUAUCAAUCAAACCUAUCCACAAGUCAAAGUUUACUUGGCAGCCAAGACUAGCCAAAUAAAAUCAGUAGCUAAAAAAUACCCAAAUAUCAAAACUGUGACUUUCAGUAAGGGCAGUUCUUUUGGUAAAGUAUGGAACCAACUUAUCAAUGAAGUCUCAACUCCCUACACACUUGUUGCACGAGAUAUUGUUCAUUUUACUUGGGUUACACGUAUUGAACGACAAAUUCGCAUGAUAAGUACAACAGACCAUGUUGCAAUAGUUGGAGGAUCAUUCCGUAAUCUUACUGGACAUUGGCGAGUAGGAUGUCGACAAACUAAGCUAUUUAACUAUGUAUUACAGUAUGAAGAAGGUUAUCACUUCUCUAGAUACUCUUGCAUGUUUUGUGAUGACUUGGAAGGUCCAUUUGUUGCCCGAACUGAUCUAUUGAAAGCUCUCAAAUUCAGUGAAAAGUAUAGCAAAGAAAUCUUGUUYGAAGAGUUCUUUCUWCGURUUUUUCACAGUGGAAACUUGGUAAUGAACUGCCCUGAUGCAAUGUAUUUYACAACAGACUACUCUACAGAAACUAAACACAACAGCAAGGCAGUGUGGCAUGCUCUUGCAACAGACUGGAAGUUAGUACGGGUUGUUAUGAAUGAUUACAAYGUCAGACAUAAGUUUUCUUGYGGAGAAAUUUCRUACAAGUGURAUACCWRGRAAAUAACAAAGGAUAAAGCUCUUCCUAUGUGCUGUUUGGAGCAGUUUGGAAAUUUCAUGAAUUUUUUCCACGACUUGUCCAUGAAAAAUAACAUACAUUACGAACUUGAUUCUGGUUCAAAUCUGGCAUGUGUAAAAUUCAACAACUACAAUCCAUUUGACRUUGAUGGGGAUUYAWUCUUGUCAUCUUAUAAUAUGUCGUUUGUCAACUCUAAGUCGACUCUUGUGUCACAACAUGGAUAUAAACUGGAAGGAUAYCAACCASCAGGUAUUGGCAGUGAUGGGAAAUUGAAAAAGGGUGGUUCGAGUGGAUUUCUAGAUUUUUACACUCCAGACAUAAAUAUAGAAGUUUGGGGCUCAAUAGAUAUGUCAGCUGACAAGUAUUCUCCCCCUGAGUUGAACAAACCAUCACACUACACCAAGUGCCGUGUAAAUAAUCACUGGAUAAACUGUGCUCAUUCCCCUGGACUGUAUUCACACAAUCGUUAUGGACCAGACAUUUUGAAGCAUAGUCAAAGCUGGAUAAUGUAUGGAAAAAAAAGUAGCUGGGAUAGAUAUAAACCAGGGUCUUAUGUUGGGUGUAGUGAUCCAACAUUCCAUGCAUGUCUAGAUAAAUUUCCUAAUGAUGGUAAUAUUGCUUUCAAAGUUUUAUAAGUGACAUUUUGAAUUACUGGAUGUCCAUGGGGCUGUGCAGCAACCAUGUCUUAUACAGGGUGUUAAUAUUUAUCUAGUAGACUAUUGGUCAAAAUGAAAAACAAUGACAUCUUAGAUCAUCUUGGCUACCGGUUUAUGGUAGCCCUCAAGUCUUAGAUGGGGUAAAUAUUUUAUCAAUUUGCCUUGAAAAGGCGUAUGGAAUUUCACGAUUUUGAUGUCUUGAUAAGAUCAUAGUUUAGAGGUACCAUCCUUGUCAUGAAUUUGUAACCCCUGGGGGUUAUGUGAUGGUGAAAAUAUUUUUAGUAGAUAUUUGUAAAAUACUAAGAAUUAUUAUAAAGGUGAAAAAAAGAAAGCAUGAGAAACACAGGUAGCCCAA